Molecule: messenger RNA, 762 nt
Organism: Ramularia collo-cygni
Lineage: Eukaryota; Fungi; Ascomycota; Dothideomycetes; Mycosphaerellales; Mycosphaerellaceae
Exons: 4
Coding region: 1-762 (253 amino acids)
Source: RefSeq, a predicted model, not a curated record
AUGACCCACGAGGGAAUCAUUGAAGCAUGGCGGAACCCACAACGCAACUCAAUCUACAAAAAGGCUCGCUUAGAGAUCAUCAAGAUCGGACGCUUAGCCAUCAAGUUUGGGAGCAUAACAGCCGAAGAGGCCUCCAAUCAAAUCCACGCCCACGAGCUACUCGACGUCGCCGUCUGCCGAGUACCUCGCGUCCACGAUUACUUCCACGUAGAUGGAGUAGACUACCUAGUAAUAGAAUAUGCCGAAGGCACGAAGAAGAAGGUCGUAGAUGACACGACCAUUGACAAGAUCGCAAACAUAGUCAAGCAUCUGCAUAGCUUCACAUCGGAGACUCCAGGGCCAGUCGUCAAAUCUGGUAUCUGCCGUGGACCUCUCUGGUCGCAAGAUGAACUCGUGUCGAUGAACACCAAGCAGGAUCUUACAACGUAUAUCAAUUCCCGGCUUCGAAAAGAUUCUCCUAGCUUCGUGCUUUCGGAAGACCUUUUGGUGUUUGUUCACGACUGGGAGUUUGCAGGCUACUUCCCAAGGUCCGCGGAGAUCGCUACGCUCUGUAUGGGAAUCGGCGAGGACCAGAGGGAUCUUUGUUUCAGCUAUAGUAUUGAACAGGCAAUCCUUCGCACCAAGCCCCUUGUGCAUUAUGAGGCCUUGGAGGUUCAAUUGUGGCAGUCAUUCGCCCUGAAUCAUGUUCGGUACUACUGGCCAGCUGAAGAAGAGAAGGCUUUCCUUCGAAACCGUCGCCAGGAGAACUUUGAAGAUCCAUAA